AUGGCAACUUCCCUGUACAAGUAUCAAUCAGCUGAAAAAAAAGUUACAUCGCAGAAUUGUGAUAUCGAAACAAAUAAGACGGAUGAAUUGAACUGGUAAGCAACUACAGUUUCUAUGUAAUACUCCCUGAUGUCGCAAUCUUAGGACGUGGAGCUGUUCGACUGAGACUGCCGACAAUUGUGGAACAUGCGUGUAUUCGUCUUGGGUUUUCGACUGGAAUACUAUUAGAAAUCAGGGAGUAAACGGGUUCAGAGGGCAUAUCAUCGUUUCGUACAAAUACAAGACCUGGACGUGGGUUCCGAUUCGAUACGAUGUGAAAUUGAGGCGAUCGGGACAGUGCAUUAAGCGAUUGUUGAAAUUGCUCCCAUUUGAUUUCUAUCAGUGCGAUAAUUCUUUCAAGUUCGAAUUCGAACUCGUACCGAUUCGAGCUGAACCCAGUGCCAUUAUUGAGAGCAUUUUGACGGCCAACUUCGAGCCGUCCAAUCUGAAUGACGCAAUUCUGGUGGUCGAAGAGAAGAAAAUGCAUGUGAACAAAACGGUGAGCGUAACGCAAUAAGAGGAAUGUGUUCAAACUUUUGCAGUUUCUCUCCUAUCACUCCGACUACUUCUGUGCUCUCUUUUCAUCGAAAUUCAAGGAAGAAUCGAUGGAAGAGAUUCCGAUGAAAGACGUGAAGUACGACGAUUUCGCCCGGCUUCUCAGUGCCGUCUACCCGAAUUCAGUGCUUCCCACAAGUAUUUUACAGACUUGCCAAAUCCCGGGCCAAAUCGUCGGCCCGGCCCGGCCCGGAAGUUAGACCUCAAAAAAAUAUGCAAAAAAAAUAUGAAGGAAGAGGAAAACGCGUGCGGCAAAAUUGCUAAAAUGGCGUGCCAGGGUUGCAAUCAAUCGCUCCGCCCACUCUUGAGAAAAUUUUCGUAAUUUUUGUGAAAAUUUUGCGACUUUAAACAGCAAUUUCUAUUUUUAACAGGUUUUUAUGCUAUAACAUUGCCUUUUUAAGUCUAUAAAAUUUUAAAUCUAUAAAAUUAUGUUCGUUUCGAAGUUCUAGUUCGCUUUGAAUUUUUAGGUGCAUCCUCCCGGGCCGGGCCGGGCCGGGCCGGAAAAUUUCCAAUUUUGGCCCGGCCCGGCCCGGCCCGUUGCAAGUCUGGUAUUUUACUGCUUUUUUAAACUGACAACAACGGCGAUCUAAAGUGGAAAAAAAAGGGCGUGGCAUUCGCUGAGACGCGUUUUCAGAAAACUUCCGCGAUUCUUCGAGGAGUUUUUUUUGCGUAUUCCGGCCGAACCUUUUUUGUUUUUCCAAGAAAUCAAGUGGAAUGAAUCAGUAUUCAUCCGACGGCACGCAUCUGAAGUCGUCCUCGGAACAGCACAAGAGCGCGCGGGCGGCGGCGGACGGCGGCGCGCUCUCCACUCCUUUGCUGUUUUGAAACUUCAGAUGCGUGCCGCCGGACAAAUAUUGAUUCAUUUCACUUUAUUUUUUUUGGGAAUGAGUUCAUUGUGAUGUAAACUAACAAAAAGGCACAAAAAGCACGCAGUCCCGCGAGACCCCGAAAGAAAAAUCACCGUGCAAACAUUCAUAUUUCCAGUCGAGAGCGUUCCGAUGCUUCUGGAGCUCGCCGAUCGUUUCCUGAUGCGAGCCGUGAUCCGUCUUUGCGAACCGCUGAUAAUUGAAGAAGAUGAAUAUUACAAUCUGAACCAGAAAAUUGCAAUGGCCGACAGAUAUAAUCUGGAGAUGCUCAUGAAGCACUGCUUUCUAGAUUUGCUUCAGUCUGCGGCCGAUGUGAAGAAACUGAGCACUGCUUCCGAGUACAGCGAGCUCUCGGAUAAAACAAAGUUGAACAUUCUCGAGCAUCUUCUCACUCUCAUUUAA
This is a messenger RNA of Caenorhabditis sp. 36 PRJEB53466, 1862 nucleotides long. The record is from the annotation of a GenBank genome assembly. NCBI's taxonomy places the organism in Eukaryota, Metazoa, Nematoda, Chromadorea, Rhabditida, Rhabditidae.